Rotaria sordida is the source of this 1269-nucleotide messenger RNA. The record is from the annotation of a GenBank genome assembly. NCBI's taxonomy places the organism in Eukaryota, Metazoa, Rotifera, Eurotatoria, Philodinida, Philodinidae.
AUGUCGACAGAUGUAAUGAAUAUUCCAACUGGUACUGCAAGUAGUGAUGAUCUUAGUGAUCAGCGUGGCAAUAAUGAUAAUGAAUUACGUGAAUUAGUUUAUCAAGCUCUUGAACGUGACGGUUUAAUAUCUCAUUUAAAAGCUCAAUUACGUGCAGCUGUAUUUAAAACAAUUGAAAAAGCAACAAAUCCUAUUGGUAUAAAUUCACAUUUAUCUUCAGACAAUGGAAUGACUGGACGUAUUUGUCGUGCACUUGUACUUGAUUGGCUUGAACAUUCACAUUUAUUAUAUACAGAAGAUGUAUUUAAAGUUGAAACAUCUGGUUCAAAUCAUCCAGUACCAUUAACACAUACUGAAUUACUUGAACAACUUCAUAUUAACUCAAAUCAAAUUAAAACACAGCCUAUUUUACAUGUUUUACUUGAUCAUAGUACAAAUCGUCCUGCUAAUAUUAUUAAUUCUCUUCCUGAUCAUAUUAAACAAUCAAUUGAUAAUCAAUUUCCAAAUGAAAAAAUCAAUGAUUUGAAUCGUAUACGUAAUCAUUUUCGUUCAUUGUUUUCAUCAUCAUUCGAUUCAAGUGUACUAGAUACAUUUAUUAAUAAAAAUAUUCCUUCAUCAACAAAUUCUCUUUCGAAACAUGAUUAUGAACAAAUUUGUCUUAGAUGGAUGCAAGGAUGUGCUAAUGCAUUAAAACCACCAUCAAUUCCUAUACAACAAGUUUCAUCUAUAGCCUCAACACAAUUAUUAACCUCGAGGAAUACGGCUAACAAUAAUCAAGUGUCAACUCCAAUUCGUCGUACGGCAUCUCCACCAACAGACUCUAUAUCCUCCUCAUCAUCAUCAGAAAAUCCACGAAAACUUGCUUAUGACUUUCCAUUACCAACGACAAUGAAUUCACAGCAAAAUGUCAUUAAAAAAGCUGCUGAUAUUGUUCCACCAUCAUUAAUUAAUUUUGAUGAAAGUGAUAAUAGUGAUGAACAAGAGGAAGACGGAUCAACUUCAAUAUUUUCUAAUCGUAAUGCAACACCAGCUGCAUUGGAACGUUUAAAAACUAUUGAUAAUAUUAUGCAAGGCAAUGAAACACCACGUACAAGAACAAUUCCUAAAAAACCAUUAAACAAUGGAACUAAAGAUCUUCCAAUUGAAUAUGAUGACGAAAGUAUGAGCCAUAGUGUUAGUCAUAGUAUAAUUAGUAGUAUGGAUGAUAUUACGGUUGAUAAAGCAUCACCAUCUCCAUCGACUAAUAUUGAUUAUUUAGAAGAUUUCUAA